AUGCGAUGCGUCCGCGAAUCGCAACCGUCAUCGAGCACAUAUGAGUGGGAAUGUGCUUAUCGUGUACCAGUUGUCGUGUCGAUGAAUUUUGUCCCCGUCCCGGCUAUUUUCGCUCCAUCUCAACAACGUGGUCAUGACAUUGCCGUCUACAUCUUUCCACAUGAUCAUUCCUUAUGUUACGAGUUCUUCUUUCAUUGCCGAAGUGCGGAUUCCGUUACGGAGACGUAUCUAUGUUGCGGAUGCAAAGCGUUACGUACUCGUGACAACAAGAUUUAUCGUCAGCCGAUCCCAUCGGUGAAGCUCCGGGAUGGAUAUUUCAUUAGCGAUCCGGUGAAUCCGUUUCGACCACAUUUUUGCAUGCCACGGAGUACACCACAAGCGACUACGCGACGUCUAAUUAUCGAAAGAUGUAAUGAAUUGCGUGCGGGACCAUGUGAGAAGCCGACGAGAAAUGUGGUGGACGAGCUACUGUCAGAUAUCACCUCACCCAAAUUUGAUGCGUUUCCCAUGACGGAAAGACGUGUCAUGGUUGAACAAAUUGCAUCGCCAUACGGGAAUGCGAGAGAAAAUCUUCGCCGUACAUUGCAACGAAACCAGCAAAAAGGCUUGAAUCCACAGCCGCAUAGGCCUCGAUUAACGGGGAAGACUAGAAAACCUCGUGAAAUAAAACGUGAGGUGGUAGCUGAUGAUUUUGUGACUCCUAGCAAAGUUGUUACAAGUACGAAAUCUAUUUCGGACGUUGCGAAACGAAGAUUCACUUGCUCUGAACCAAUUCGAACGCUUGUUUUCAUGGAUAUCGCUGCUACGGGGAUGUUUCCUGGCUAUAUCGAAACACAGCGUCGCUUCACACCACAAUUAUUGAGCGAACCAGAAAUGUGCAGCAACGCUCUCAAUCGCCUCAUCAUGGAAACUGAGGAAUCUCAGUACCCUCGUAUAACGGAAAUGUCGUUCCUCAGUAUACCUCGCGACAUCUUCACUCGAGGACAAACAACUAUACAGAGUUUAUGCCAGGAGGCCCCUGAUAAGUCGUUUGUUCUCCGACUUGCAGCCAAUGUUCGAACAUGUCAGGUGAACCCUGAACUGGACGAAGAACAAUGGGAGGCGUACAGGAAUAUCCGCGCAAGCGACAGUGCAGUCGUUCCACGUCCUCGGCACGACCUUGAGGUGAAGCGCUCGUUUUAUGAUGAGUGGCCUUCAAUAAGAAGUUUCCUGGAUGAGUGUCCUAAACCUGUUUGUUUAGUGGCCCACAAUGGUAUAUUCUUCGAUUAUAGAGUUUUAUAUGGUGAACUAAUGCGAUACGGAUUCAUUGACAAAGGGUUGGGAAUUCCAAAAGGGGUCGUUUUCGUGGACUCAGUUGUAGCGAUUCGUGAGAUUGAGGACAUGUAUCUUAGAGAGGUAUUCGAAGCAACCAAAGAACUUGCUUCUCAAAGAGCCUUCCAUGAUGUUGCUGCAUAUGAAGACAUAACUGCUGAGGACAACCAAUCAGUAACUUCAUCCUUGGACCAACAUCCACGUAAAAAUAUCAAAGAGACCGCAGUUGCUGCUCAAUCACACACUGCAAGAAAGCGUCGGUUACCCAACGAUAGGAGUAAUUUGAAAUAUGCUCUACCAAAAGUUGAUGGGCAACCUUACGAUGAACAUCCUCUAAGUAUAUUCAACAUACAAGAAUGGCCUGCCGCCAAGAUGCGUAGGAUUCGUCCAGAAUUCUUUAAGCAGAAUUUGCGAGGAGAUUGGGAAUUCAACUUCGUUUCGGCUAAAAAUAUACUCAGAGAUGACUUGGCAGUUUUAUAUGAGACGGUGGUCAAGACACAGUACGGUGCACAUUUUACGCAAGAUGAUGCGGAAGCUUUAGUGCAGAUUUGUGUUGCAUACGGCAAAGGCUUCCAAGAUUACGUGGAUUAUAAAGCUGCAUAUUUUCCGUUCUAA
Necator americanus (New World hookworm) is the source of this 1926-nucleotide messenger RNA. RefSeq lists its product as uncharacterized. The transcript is spliced from 15 exons. NCBI's taxonomy places the organism in Eukaryota, Metazoa, Nematoda, Chromadorea, Rhabditida, Ancylostomatidae. Gene Ontology annotation, biological process: DNA catabolic process. Gene Ontology annotation, molecular function: 3'-5'-DNA exonuclease activity; nucleic acid binding. The record is from RefSeq and is a predicted model, not a curated record. Gene Ontology annotation, cellular component: cytoplasm. Bases 1 to 1926 code for a protein of 641 amino acids.